Messenger RNA from Theobroma cacao (cacao), 926 nucleotides. RefSeq lists its product as uncharacterized. The record is from RefSeq and is a predicted model, not a curated record. NCBI's taxonomy places the organism in Eukaryota, Viridiplantae, Streptophyta, Magnoliopsida, Malvales, Malvaceae.
UUUCUUUCAUUUUCUACUACAGAAUUCUUAUAUUUUUCAGAGUCAUUAGUAUCUUAAUAAACAUAGAUUUAGUAAUUUUUUUUUCAUGGCUUCAUCAGCUAUGGUUCAUAACCAGUGCUCUCUAUCACCACACUCCCCAAAAUGUUACUACAUGAACCAAACCCCAGCUCUCACCCACUCUCAGUUCCUGUCUUCCACAUCCUUUUUAGGGUUAAAGAGAAAAACCCUUUCCUCAAGUAUCAAAUUCAAUAAGCCUUUGUCACCAAAACCCCUGGUUUAUGCGCUGCAGUCCAACUUCUUUAAGGUUCUUCAAACAGCAUGGAAGGUUGGGAAAGAUGGAAUUGAAGCUGGAACCAAUCUGGUGCCAGACGCUGUACCAAGGCCAAUAGCAAGGGUCUCUGUGACAAUAGUUGCUUUGACUGUUACACUUUUUGUCCUCAAGUCAUUCUUGUCAACAGCUUUCUUUGCACUGGCCACAAUGGGACUCGUGUAUUUCAUAUUUAUUGCCUUGAAUAAAGAUCGAGGGCCAAGAGGAGGCAGUGGCACUGAAUCCAUGGAAGACCCUGUGGAGGAAGCAAGAAAAAUAAUGGAAAAGUACAAAUGACAACAGCAAUAUCAAGAUAAUUCGUGAUCAUCCAAAUUUUGUAUUACACCUGUCCUAUGCAAAUUUGUGGGUAUGCACUGUAAAGAAGGAAUGAACUAAGCUGAACAAGAAUAUUCAAAGUCGAGAAGGAAUGGAAUUAAUCAUUUCAUCAGUUUGGUACAGUUCCUACAGAAGGCAGAAUGACAUAUUAUUUCCAUGUAAAUGAUGGUAUAGAAAAGCUAGUUUUUAUAGAAACUGGUGUUGAACAGAAUUGGUUUAAGGUACAUGUAAAAGUGAGGACAACACAUUCUUAUUGCGAAUGAGCAAGACAAGAUCAAAACCA